This is a messenger RNA of Coregonus clupeaformis (lake whitefish), 1601 nucleotides long. Its product is annotated as flavin reductase (NADPH). The transcript has 5 exons. Bases 128 to 793 code for a protein of 221 amino acids. The record is from RefSeq and is a predicted model, not a curated record. Lineage: Eukaryota; Metazoa; Chordata; Actinopteri; Salmoniformes; Salmonidae.
AAAUGUUUUUAGUCGCAGAGACGAUUGUGAAACACAACUUGGUUAUAUGAUGCCCUUUACUACAUAAGCGUGAGCUUUGACAUUACUGUUGGAGCAAACGGAUUGUUUGAUCGCAUUUAGUGUCAAGAUGAAGAUAGCCGUGCUUGGAGCCACUGGACAGACGGGACAGUAUCUGAUAAACCAAGCUCUUCAGCAGGGACACACUGUCACUGCCAUUGUCAGGAAUCCAGGGAAAUUGACAGUGCAACACGAGAAAUUAAAGGUGGUUGAGGGCAAUAUUUUCUCAGAAGACAGCCUAAAACUUCACUUCCAAGGACAAGAUGCAGUUGUAUCCUGCCUGGGGUUCCCUGCAUCCUUUCUCUCCGGAGUCACUGGAUACACCUUGUCUAUGAGGGCCGCGGUAAACGCCAUGAGAGAGGCCAAAGUGAACCGCAUAAUCACCAUGACUUCAUGGUACACUGACCCUAACUCUGGCACACAGUCAUCUUACCUCAUCCGCUUCCUGCUGCUGCCAAUGAUCCGAAGUGUCCUUAGCAAUAUGUUUGAGAUGGAGCACUUUCUGAAGAAGACACCGGAUAUUAACUGGACUGUUGUCAGGCCGCCGGGUCUCAAGAAUUUACCUGCCACAGCUAAAGAGUUCCUUACCCACGAGGGCUACUUUGUUCCUGACUCCAAUGGCCAGCCUGUAGGAAGUGCUGUAGGAAGGGGUGAUGUGGCUCGUUUCAUGCUCUUCCUCCUCAACACCAAUGCCUGGUUCAACAAGGCGGUUGCCAUCACAACCAAACAUGAAUGAAACACUAUCAACGUUCUGUUUGCUUCAGCCUUUAAUUGUAAUAUUGUUUACCAUCUUGUGCUAUUUUAAUUAUUGUGAAAAUUAAAUUACAUUUAUUUUUGCUGGUUUCGACAAAAUGUAUCAAUGUUUUUAUUCCAUUUGUGAUGUGGAGUUUUUUACCCUAAAAAGACAUAAGCUAUAUUUUUGUGACUUGGCAUGAAGCAAACAUUUAAAAUGGUAGAAUGAGUCAUUGAAGGUCUAGGGACUCUUUGAAAAAGAAAUUACAUAAUUUUUCAUGUAUUAUGCAAAAUUAUGUUUAUGGUAAAUCUGCACUAUGAAGGUAUUGUCAUAAAUGAUUGUUACCACAUAGGGGCAUUACAGUAUCAUAAACUGUCAUCAUUACUGUGAGGGACUCACUUCAUAUGGUGUAAAAUAGCAUAUUUUCCAUUUUGUGGUUGUUAUUCAUUAAUACUUGUCAGAUAUUAUUGAUUAAUUGAAUACUGUAAUACGUUAACACAUUUUGAACAUAAUAAUUAACAAAUGUUUGCCCAAGUAGGUCAGCAUUCUGCGUGUAGGUGUGUAAUUGACCAAAGGUUCCUGGUGCAGGUGUGAAUGUCGGUCAGUAAGGAGCUCACUGUUCUGUCGAAGGAUCAUUUGAUUGACCCAUUACAUAAAAUCUUAACUUUUUUGGGAGAUUUGGCUUAUAUUCAACCUCAGAGAAAUGUCAGUUGCCUAUCAUGCUGUAAGCCCCUAUGGGAUUUAACUUUGUGCAAUCAGUAUGCAGCCAUCAGCAACCUUUCCCCACUAAUAAAUUGUGAAAUUACUUUGA